AUGUGCGUGUGGGUGCAGGCGGGCGAGCGAGCGGCUUCUACAGUUAGACCGAAGCAGGAGCUCAGCCUUCGCCUGCGACCUGCAAUCCCCAGAUUCCCUGGGGACCUCGAAACUCCCAAUCGGAGGGAGCCGAACGCGCAUUUAAAGCGACAGCCGUCCUCGCUCUCUCCCCAGUGCUGGGCUGUUGGAGAGCUCGAGCUGCAAGCCACCGAGCGCGAGCUCGAGCGCGGCGCGCUGGCCGGGGAACCCAAGAGCGCACGGCGCCCCAAGCUGGCAGGCGCCGCGGGACCCCCCCACCCUCGCCGGCUGCCCUUCCCCGGGCGCCCCUACCCUCCUCGCCCGCAGGAGACCCUGGGCUUCAUCGGAGGAGCUCACCCCAAGGGGCCAGGACUCCGGCGGGCCCGCCACCGUCCCCUCCAGUGCCGCCGCCACCGCCGCAGCCGCGGGAGCAGCAUGGUCCAGCUGGGGAAGCUGCUCCGCGGCCUGACUUUGAUGAAGUUUCCCUGCUGCGUGCUGGAGGUGCUUCUGUGCGCGCUGGCGGCGGCGGCGCGCGGCCAGGAGAUGUACGCCCCGCACUCCAUUCGGAUCGAGGGGGACGUCACCCUCGGGGGGCUGUUCCCGGUGCACGCGAAGGGUCCCAGCGGAGUGCCCUGCGGCGACAUCAAGAGGGAGAACGGGAUCCACAGGCUGGAAGCGAUGCUCUACGCCCUGGACCAGAUCAACAGCGAUCCCAACCUGCUGCCCAACGUGACGCUGGGAGCGCGGAUCCUGGACACUUGUUCCAGGGACACUUAUGCGCUCGAACAGUCGCUCACUUUCGUCCAGGUGCUCAUCCAGAAGGACACCUCCGAAGUGCGCUGCACCAACGGCGAGCCUCCGGUUUUCGUCAAGCCCGAGAAAGUAGUUGGAGUGAUUGGGGCUUCGGGGAGUUCGGUCUCCAUCAUGGUAGCCAACAUCCUGAGGCUUUUCCAGGUGGGGAAAAUGUACCAGCGUGUAUGCCUACUGGGACCAUGUUUUCCAGAACAGUUAAGCCCAGUGUCAACUAUGCUGUCCCACCUUCCUCGGGUGUCCAGAGAAGGUAACUACUUUGCCCACGUCCUAAACUGCAGUUGCGGGGGAGUUUCCUGCCGGCGCGGCUGGAGUCUCUUGUUUCUCAGGGUUCGGUGGCUGGAAGAUGCUCCAGAGUGACGAGGCUGCGGCGGAGGAGGUGGCGGCGGCCGAAUCGGCAACGGCGCUAGGGUGGAGAGAAGGCGGCAGCGGCGGCGGCGUGCGGGGCCCAACGGUGUAAACAGCCCCGGAGGCGGCGGAGGCGGUGGCCAAGACCCCGAGGGGAAAGCGGCGGCUGAGCCAGGGUCGCGCCUCCUUUGGAAGCCUGGGCUGAGUGCAGCAGAGGGGUUCUGCGGCGGGCGCGAGCGGACGCCCUAGACCUCGCCUCCCUCCCUCGCCCCAGGUAA
Molecule: messenger RNA, 1454 nt
Organism: Globicephala melas (long-finned pilot whale)
Lineage: Eukaryota; Metazoa; Chordata; Mammalia; Artiodactyla; Delphinidae
Source: RefSeq, a predicted model, not a curated record